AAAAGGAGGAGGUGGUUCUUGAUCAUUCCGCCCAUCUUCAUCCACUCAUUCUGACCAAAUCAGCUAGCAUUGAUGGAGCAGACCAUUAUUGUUAUGGCUGUGAGAAGUACAUCUUCUCCGGAGAGGCGAUCUACAGAUGCCGUGACGAACACUACACGAAGUAUGCGCAGAAAUGCCGGCAGAGAUCACCUUCUCCUUGCACCCUCAACACACCCUCGUCCAAAGGCCCAAAGGAGUGUGGUCCCACCCAUGUGCCAUCUGUGAAUAUGGGGGUGUUUCAAAUUGGGUACAACAGCAGUAGCUCAUGCCAAUUCCGGGUCCACUUCGGCUGCGUAAACAGCAUGGACGUGAUGGCUGCAGCUGCUUCCGGAUCCACCAAACAUCCGAGCCAUCCGCGCCAUGAGCUGACUCUUCUGUGGAAGCCCGGUCGAGCUGCCUCCUUAAGGUGCGAUGCUUGUGGCGCCAUACACCGAGGGAACUCCUAUUUCUGCACCCUUUGUCAAUACUGCAUCAGCCAGAGCUGCGCGGCCUUACCUGCCAGUCUCGACCGCCACCACCUCCACAACCACCCGCUCUCCUUGGCUUAUCGUCUCCCACUUGAAUAUCUCAAGUACCAUUUCAAGUGUGAUGUGUGCCUCAAGGUGUUGCUCCCUCGAUAUUGGGUCUAUCACUGUAGGAUUUGCAGAUAUGUUGCCCAUCUCAACUGCACCAUCUCAACAUCUCCCUUCAUCACGAGCAAUAUGAACGUGGAUGCAAAUGUCACUGUGUUUCCAAUAGAAGAUGCAGCUGAAGAGCUUAUUGGACCUCUCGUUGCAAAAUUAGGAGUAACGACUAUCUCUCAUGAUAAUGAGAUCAUCAAAGGCAACUUCAAACUUCAUAAUACAAACCAUCUGUUACGCCUAAUCUCAUCAUUGCAUUAUCCGGAACUAAACGACCAUGUCGUCGAUGAUGAUGAUGAAGAAGAAGAUGUUGAUCUUAACUAUGGCUUGAAUGGAAAAUUAGUAGUGAUGGAUGCACCACACCAAUUUCAUCAACAGAUAAAUACUACUCCCUCCGUCCCAGAGAAGUUGGCACACUUUCCUUUUUAAUUUGUCCCACAAAAGAUGUCACAUUUCCCUUUUUGAAAAAAGUUCUCUCUCAC
This is a messenger RNA of Salvia hispanica, 1141 nucleotides long. RefSeq lists its product as uncharacterized. Lineage: Eukaryota; Viridiplantae; Streptophyta; Magnoliopsida; Lamiales; Lamiaceae. The record is from RefSeq and is a predicted model, not a curated record.